Messenger RNA from Drosophila eugracilis, 2896 nucleotides. RefSeq names its product transportin-1-like. The record is from RefSeq and is a predicted model, not a curated record. NCBI's taxonomy places the organism in Eukaryota, Metazoa, Arthropoda, Insecta, Diptera, Drosophilidae. Gene Ontology annotation, cellular component: cytoplasm; nucleus. Gene Ontology annotation, molecular function: small GTPase binding; nuclear import signal receptor activity. The coding region runs from base 16 to 2691 and encodes 891 amino acids. The transcript has 9 exons. Gene Ontology annotation, biological process: protein import into nucleus.
CGCAGCGGCAGCAAAAUGACAUGGCAACCACUGGAAGAGGGUCUUCAGCAGCUUCUUGCGGUACUCAAGGACUCGCAGUCACCACACACUGAAAAGCAGCUUGCUGUGCAAACGAAACUCGAGGAGUUCAAUUUGUAUCCGGACUUCAACCUCUAUCUCAUCUAUGUACUGACUAAGUUGAAGUCUAACGACAAGAUUACGCGAUCGAUUAGCGGGUUAAUCCUUAAAAAAAACCUUGUUGGCAGCCACUUGCGGCCGGAGAUCAUUGAGUAUAUCAAACACGAGUGCCUACAGGGGGUGGGUGACUCAACUCCCUUGAUUCGUGCUACAGUGGGCAUCCUGAUUACCACCAUCGCCAGUAAUGGCGGUCUGCAACACUGGCCUCAACUGUUGCCCUCUCUCUGCGAAAUGCUAGACUCCCAGGACUUGAACGUUUGCGAAGGAGCUUUUAGCGCGCUGCAAAAAAUCUGCGAGGACUCCGCUGAAAUCCUGGACUCUGCAGUGCUCAACAGCCCAUUAAAUGUUAUGAUUCCCAAGUUCCUGCAGUAUUUCAGGCACAGUAGUCCCAAGAUUCGAUCCCACGCCAUUGCGUGCAUCAACCAGUUCAUCAUUAACAGACCACAGGCCCUUAUACUGAACUUAGAUAGCUUUAUUGAAAACCUCUUUCACUUGACCUCGGAUGACGACAACAAUGUGCGCAAGAAUGUCUGCCACGGGAUGGUUAUGCUGCUGGAGGUCCACAUGGACCGCCUUAUGCCGCACAUGUCGCAGAUCAUUGAGUACAUGUUGCUGCGCACCCAGGACUCUGACGAGCUUAUUGCCUUGCAGGCCACUGAAUUCUGGCUAUCGCUGGUGGAUAAAAGCAUCUGCAAGGAGGUCCUUGCUCCCUUCUUACCCCAUUUAGCUCCUGUUCUUGUGCGUGGCAUGCGGUACUCUGAGGCUGAUAUUGUUCUUCUAAACGACAACGUGGAAGAAGACUACAUGAUACCCGAUCGAAAGGAGGACAUCCGCCCUCGUUUCCACAUGUCCCGUGUACACAAGAUGAAGGGUACUGAAGAAGCGGGAGCAGUAUCUGCAGGCGAGGAUGAUGACGAAGAUUUUAAUGCUGGCUUGGACGACUUCAGCUCUCUAUCAGAAUGGAACCUGCGAAAGUGCAGUGCCUCCACCCUUGACAUGCUUGCCAAUGUUUUCCAUGAGGAUUGCUUGCCUGUCGUGCUGCCUAUUUUAAAGGAAACGCUGUUUCAUCAAAAAUGGGCGAUAAGGGAGAGCGGUGUGCUGGCUUUGGGAGCCAUCGCCGAAGGCUGCAUGCAGGGCAUGAUACAGCACUUGCCAGAACUAAUUCCCUACCUGAUUAGCUGUCUGUCCGACAAGAAAGCCCUGGUCCGCUCUAUCACAUGCUGGACGCUUUCACGCUACGCCAAUUGGGUGGUCAACCAACCGCACGACCAGUACUUGAAGCCGUUGAUGGAGGAGUUGCUAAAGCGCAUUCUGGACUCAAAUAAACGCGUUCAGGAGGCGGCAUGCUCUGCUUUUGCCACUCUGGAGGAAGAGGCCUGCACAGAACUGGUGCCUUAUCUAGAGUACAUUCUGAAGACUCUGGUGUUUGCCUUCUCCAAGUACCAGCACAAGAAUCUGUUGAUUCUGUAUGAUGCUGUUGGUACAUUGGCGGAUUCCGUGGGUCAUCAUCUGAAUAAGCCGCAGUAUAUUGAUAUUCUCAUGCCUCCGCUGAUCGACAAAUGGAAUCUGCUUAAGGAUGAUGACAAAGACUUAUUCCCCUUGUUGGAGUGCCUGUCGAGCAUCGCCACUGCCUUGCAGUCUGGUUUCUUGCCUUACUGCGACCCGGUUUAUCGCAGGUGCAUAUCCCUUAUUGAACAGACCAUCAACCAGGAAAUGCUGUGCAAACAAAACCAAACGUACGACCAUCCCGACAAGGAGCGUAUGAUUGUUGCCCUAGAUCUGCUAUCUGGCCUAGCUGAGGGCUUGGACCGCCACAUUGAGACACUGGUGGCCAAUAGCAACAUUAUGCAUCUGCUCUACCAAUGCAUGCAAGACGUUCUUCCGGAAGUUCGCCAAUCCUCGUUUGCAUUGCUGGGUGAUCUGACUAAGGCCUGUUUCCCUCACGUGCAUCCCUUCAUGGCCGAAUUCUUUCCCAUAUUGGGGCAAAACCUGAACGCCGACUUUAUUUCAGUGUGCAACAAUGCCACCUGGGCUAUAGGCGAGAUUUGCAUGAAAUUGGGUGAGGAGACCAAGCAGUACAUUCGCCUCGUACUUAGCGACCUUUUCGUCAUUAUCAACCGCCCGAACACGCCCAAGACUCUGCUGGAGAAUACAGCAAUAACAAUCGGUCGUCUAGGUUAUGUGUGCCCAGUUGAAGUGGCUCCUUAUUUGCCCGAAUUUGUACGACAGUGGUGCACGUCGUUGCGGCACAUACGAGAUAAUGAUGAGAAGGACUCGGCCUUCCGUGGAAUGUGCCACAUGAUCACGGUGAAUCCAGCUGGCGUAGUGCCCGAUUUUAUAUUUUUCUGCGAUGCCAUCGCCUCGUGGGUUAAUCCCCCACAGGAUCUGCAUCAGAUGAUUCAAAAAAUUCUCCACGGCUUCAAGACCCAAGUGGGAGAAGAAAACUGGCGUUGUUACGUGGGGCAAUUUCCGCAAACUCUGGCCGAGCGUCUGGUUACCUUGUACGGUAUUUAAGGUCAGCCCCAAAUUGACCAACAAGAGGCCAAAUUUUUGGCCUGGUUAACUUAUUUUUCGAAUGUUACGUUAACACUGAAAUGAAAUGGAAACCAAAAAAAUGUCCCAAAACGUAUAAAAGCUAAACAUUUGUACACAAUUAGGAAAUUUCUGUUUUUUACGAUUUGUACAAGAUGUAUGUAAUGUAAAUAAAAUAUUGAACAAA